AUGUCGACGGAUGACGGAAAGCUAGCGCGAUUUCCACUGGCUUCGAUGGAGGCAUUCACUCGCCCCAUAUCUGCUCUAGCCCGGCAUCGAGUCCAUCAACUUACAGACAUACGAGAAGUUUCCGGCUCCUCCAAAACGGCGACACUGGGCCAUUCAGUGCGGGAGUGGAAUGACGGUUGCGUCGACAGACCCGCAACCCCCGCGCCGCCAGCGGACGCGCUUUCACAUACCACCUCCUCCGAGUAUCUUACACCAACAGCGUUUCGUUCCGGCCCCAGAAAUUGUACAACCGGUCUUGGAAGUCGUGCUGCAAGCGCAGUCAGCCUGCCCCAUAGACCCGUCCCCGAGCGCAAGUCUUCCGCCAGUAUUCUCUCCCGGAGCCUUGGUGGUCCUGUACAGGCUUCGAUGCGUGAGCUGCCCACAUGGAGAAUCGCAGAGCUGGAUGGCGCCGACACCCUGGUCCGCGACAAAGGGCGAGCCGAGUCUCCCGUUCGGCGAUCAAUAGGUCGUGCGGCUCAAUCAUCUGAGAUUCUCCGUCCUGCCUUCACCCGCACCUUCAUUCGCACCUCGCCUCCGCACGAAGUAUUGGACCACGGCAGCAGUCGUCACCCUCGGGUAGAGCUUUCGGUCAGCGUUCCCUCACCCCUUUUUGUAGGAGGUGGUACGGUGGAAGGACAACUCACCCUUCAAGUGGAUGGCGGAGUUGCGAGAAAGCCAAAGACGAAACCCAUCUACAUCUCCAAAGCUUGCGUGGAUGUCAUUGGCGUGGAAGAAGUCAAUGAUGGCCGACGCUGGGUAUUUCUGUCGCUUGCAACAGAACUGUUGGACAGAGAGAAUCCUCCUCCACCUUCCCUGGUCACAUCGCAGACCCCUGAGCCUGGUGCAGAUCUGUGGUGGGAGAUGAAGUCGGCUUCGUCGCUCAUUCCCUUCUGCGUCAACCUGCCUCUGAAGCUCGGUCCUCCUCCUUACGCUUCGAGACAAGCUUCUAUUCGUUAUCUCCUGUGCCCUUCGAUUGUGGUCAAGACCGGAGACAAAAGAACCGUGAUCAGACAGACAUAG
Messenger RNA from Cladophialophora psammophila CBS 110553, 1059 nucleotides. RefSeq lists its product as uncharacterized. The transcript has a single exon. NCBI's taxonomy places the organism in Eukaryota, Fungi, Ascomycota, Eurotiomycetes, Chaetothyriales, Herpotrichiellaceae. The coding region runs from base 1 to 1059 and encodes 352 amino acids. The record is from RefSeq and is a predicted model, not a curated record.